AUGGAUUCCAAGUAUUUAACUGUGUUAACAAUAUUAGCUGUGUUAAGUCAAAUUCAUUGCAAAAUUCGCAACUAUGAUGAUUUUGAUAUUGAAGCCAUGUUGGGGAACCCGAGUAGAUCGAAAAAGUUUUUCGAGUGUGUAAGAAACGAUGCUGCUUGUACUAUUGAAGACAAGGACAUGAAACAUGAUCUGACCGAGAUGCUCGUCACAUCAUGUGCAGAUUGUACACCAUUAGAAAAAAACAAGCUGCAAAGCCUAAAACGUCGAGCGAUGGAAGAUCCUGCUAUACUAAGUCUAGCUCUAAAUGGAUAG
This is a messenger RNA of Hyposmocoma kahamanoa, 312 nucleotides long. RefSeq lists its product as uncharacterized. Lineage: Eukaryota; Metazoa; Arthropoda; Insecta; Lepidoptera; Cosmopterigidae. The transcript has 2 exons. The record is from RefSeq and is a predicted model, not a curated record. The coding region runs from base 1 to 312 and encodes 103 amino acids.